This is a messenger RNA of Cuscuta campestris, 2921 nucleotides long. Lineage: Eukaryota; Viridiplantae; Streptophyta; Magnoliopsida; Solanales; Convolvulaceae. The record is from the annotation of a GenBank genome assembly.
CAAAGUCUAUUCACCCCCCCCCCCUCUAGACUUUGUAUCUCACCACUUUGGGACCACCAAUCCGUUACACAUCAUUUUUGGGUAUAAAUAGGGGUCUUUUGGGUCUACUUUUUACAACCAUUCCUCACACAUUUCAUAGCUUUACAUUGCAUCAUUCCAUAAACUUUUUACAUAGCUUUUUAGAGCCAUUUCUUGAGGAAUUGAGUGUGUUCUUGAUCUAAAUUAGUUUACUCAUAUUCUACUCUUUAAGAGAGUUCUUGUUCUUGAGUGGUUAAGUGUUGUGAACACUUUAAGAGAGUGCAGGCCUUUGGGCAAACAGGAAAUAACCCGAUCAAGAAGCAACCCAAAAAAACUCAAUCCGUACAUUCUUUCCCAUCAGCCACUAGCUUUUAGUCCACUUCUCGAAACAAAGGGAAAACAAAGAAAGUUCAAGAAUUUACUCUUAGAUCCAACCACUCAUCUUUUUUCUACUGUUCGAAUUUACUUGGCUUGUUCUUAUAAUAAGGACUUAUCGGUCAAGUUCUGGACACGGACUUCAGACUGGUUUACUUAGAAUCCAGCUGGAGAGCUGAAUUGGUCUUAUCAUUGACUUCCACCAAGAGGGUCUGCUACGGGCUUGAUGGAAAGCUUGAGUCAGUAUUAGGUUAAGCAUUAUUGGAGCAAUAUGGGUGGGUUAUGCUCGAGAAGAGCAACGGCUGAAGGUUGCAGAGUUCCACAACCCAGCAGUCACAUAAAUUUUGGUUCCGGGACGGUUUAUCAGUCACAGGGAUUGACCACACAAGUGAAUGCCAAUUGUAUAGAAUCAAAUGAUGUGGAAAACAGUGAUAAACCGCCAAAUGAUCAACAGUUUUUUUCUUUCCCAGAGAUUGAUGCUGUUCACAGUGGGGCAGAUAUGGAUGAUAUUGAUGAUGGGAUUCCUCGCUUAUCCAGAACACUCUCACAGAAAUCUAGAUCAAGAAGAUCCAGACAAGCGGCCAUGGCAAAGGUUUCAGAAGUGAGUUCGCUUCUGGGGAGAGCUGGUGGGAAGGCCUAUGAUGUGUUGGAUACAUUAGGUAGCAGCAUGACAAACUUAAACCUCAGUGGGGGGUUUGCAUCUAGCAUGGCUACUAAAGGAAAUAAAAUUUCGAUUUUGGCUUUUGAAGUUGCUAACACCAUUGUGAAAGGCGCAAAACUCAUGAAUUCCCUUUCAAGUGAGAACAUUAAACAUUUGAAGGAUGUUGUGCUCCCCUCUGAAGGGGUGCAACGCUUAAUAUCAAUGGAUAUAGAUGAGCUCUUGAGAAUCGCUGCGGCAGACAAGAGGGAUGAACUGAAAAUAUUUUCUGGGGAGGUGGUUCGCUUUGGAAAUCGUUGCAAAGAUCCUCAGUGGCAUAAUUUGGACCGUUAUUUUGAGAAGUUAGAAUUAGAACUCACACCCAACGGCCAACUUAAAGAAGAAGCAGAAGCGGAGAUGCAUCAAUUGAUGACAUUUGUUCAGUAUACUGCUGAACUAUAUCAUGAGUUGCAUGCCUUGGACAGAUUCGAGCAGGAUUAUCGGCGUAAGGCUCAGGAAGAUGAUAAUUCAAGUACAGCUCAUAGAGGAGAUGGCCUCGCAAUCUUAAGGGUCGAGCUGAAAAGUCAGAGGAAACAUGUAAAAAGUUUGAAAAAGAAGUCUCUCUGGUCAAAAAUCUUGGAAGAGGUGAUGGAGAAGUUGGUGGAUAUUGUUCAUUUUCUACAUUUGGAGAUUCAUGCUAGCUCUGGAGGUGUUGAUAAGGGCAAACCAAUAAGCAAUAACCAUCUAAGGUUGGGAUCUGCAGGUCUUGCAUUGCAUUAUGCAAAUAUUAUCACUCAGAUCGAUACACUUGUAACCCGAUCAGGUUCCGUGCCGUCCAACACAAGAGAUGGUCUUUACCAAGGUUUGCCACCAAGCAUUAAGUCUGCUUUACGAUUCAAGUUACAAUCGUUCCAACUUAAAGAAGAGAUGUCUGUUCCUCAAAUAAAAGCUGAAAUGGAGAAAACAUUGCAGUGGCUUGUACCUAUGGCGACCAAUACGACCAAGGCACAUCAUGGCUUUGGAUGGGUUGGAGAAUGGGCCAAUACAGGGCCUGAAAUAAACCGGAGGUGUGGAGGGCUAACCGAUAUACUUCGAAUCGAGACACUGUACCACGCGGAAAAAGAGAAGACUGAAAACUACAUUCUUGAACUUGUGGUCUGGUUGCAUCAUCUUGUGAGUCAUCCGUCAAGAUGCUCUCCUAAUAAUGGCUGUGGGGUCCGAUCCCCAAUGCGUUCCCCUAACCAGAAGACGGCGAUUCAGUUGUCAAGCCAUAAACCAAGCCCCCCACCAUCUCCCACACUGUCAGUGGAAGACCAAGAGAUGCUCCGCGACGUGAGCAAUCGGAAGCUGACACCUGGAAUCAGCAAAAGCCAGGAAUUUGGGACAGCGAAAGCUGCCAGGUUGUCAGGCAAGCACCAACAGAGGCUGAGUAAGAGCAGUAGUCAUUCACCCACCACUACUGCCACUAGUAGCGCAUCCGGGACAAAGAAAGAUCCCUUCUGUCCCAUAAGGAGACCCUCCUCUGUCCCCGUUAUAAACUUUGAUAUUGAUCGGAUUAAAGCGCUGGACAUCAUCGACAGAGUGGACAUGUUUCAGAGCUUGUCUUGAGAAGAAGCAUUUUGGUAGGAAUUUGCACCUCCAAGUUACUUUCUUACAUGUAUAUCCCCCCUUGGCUAGAGAAAGUUACUACGUUUUGAAAAUUGUGGUUAACAACGGUUUUACUCUGUACCAUUCGUCAAUUACGUUGUACCCCACAUGUGGAUAUAAUGACCUUAGAUCAACCGUUCCAUCUUGGUACAUCCUCAAUUGUUUUGUUUGUUUUUUAAUGCUCAUCUUCAACUUUUUUCUACAACCUGAAACCGUAUUUUGGGGAGGGAGAAUGGUGUCGUGA